AUGACCCCCCGAACCACCCUCCUAGACCCAGUCCAAAGACUAACCCAAGCCCUAACAACCCCAACGCGCUCCCCAAUCUCAACCCUCCUCUCAACCUUCACAACCCAACCAACCCCACUAGCCCACGAGCACGGGCUGCCCCAACUAGCCCCCUUCCUAGGAAGAAGCUUCACUGGCCUGGACGGGGUAGCGCGCUACUUCGAGCUACUAGCCGACCACCUGGCAAUCCACGACAUGGCCUUCGAGCCCGACGAGAGUUGGGUCGUCGACGACACCAAUCAGGCUGUGACGCUGCGCGGCUCCGCCACCUUCGAGUGGAAGGCGACGCGCCAGGCCUGGGAUGAGACCUUCGUGUACCGUGUGGCGCUGGCCGAGGAUGCCAGCUCGGAUCCGCUGAAGCGCGGGUCGUUGCGGGUGUGGGAGUAUCGGGUUUGGGCGGAUUCGGGUGCGGCGUAUCUGGCGAGACUUGGGAGAUUGGGGGAGCUUUUGCAGGCUGGGGCGAGGGAGGGCGGUGGUGGGAGGGCGGGCGUUGAGGGCAUCCAUUUGGAUUAUCAGAUCGAGGUGAGGGAGGCUACGGAGAAGGAGACCAAGAAGAAGAGGGAUGCCGAGGCGGGGAGGGGGGAUGCGACGGAGACGCGCAAGUCGAGGGAUCGCAAGAAGAGUGGGUGUCAGGAUGUGCUGGGGAGUGGGCUGAAUGUGUAUGGGAGCUGUGGGUGA
Messenger RNA from Penicillium alfredii, 717 nucleotides. RefSeq lists its product as uncharacterized. The record is from RefSeq and is a predicted model, not a curated record. The coding region runs from base 1 to 717 and encodes 238 amino acids. NCBI's taxonomy places the organism in Eukaryota, Fungi, Ascomycota, Eurotiomycetes, Eurotiales, Aspergillaceae. The transcript has a single exon.